Moesziomyces antarcticus is the source of this 1851-nucleotide messenger RNA. RefSeq names its product dak1-domain-containing protein. NCBI's taxonomy places the organism in Eukaryota, Fungi, Basidiomycota, Ustilaginomycetes, Ustilaginales, Ustilaginaceae. The coding region runs from base 1 to 1851 and encodes 616 amino acids. Gene Ontology annotation, biological process: glycerol catabolic process. The record is from RefSeq and is a predicted model, not a curated record. The transcript has 2 exons. Gene Ontology annotation, molecular function: ATP binding; glycerone kinase activity. Gene Ontology annotation, cellular component: cytosol.
AUGGCGACUAAGCACGUUUUUGACAGCGCCACCGGCCUCGUUGACCGCAACCUUCGAGGAACCGUCGCGCAAAACCCAGCUCUUCGAUACUACUCUCCCCACAAGGUUGUUUACGACCCCUCGCACCCGAAUGACAAGGUUGCUGUGAUUUCGGGUGGUGGUGCUGGCCACGAGCCUGCCCAGGCUGGCUUUGUCGGCAAGGGCAUGCUUGCUGCCUGCAUUUCCGGCGACAUCUUCGCCUCCCCCUCGGCUGCCCAGAUCUGCUCCGGUAUCGACCUGAUCAACCACGACGCUGGUGUGAUCAUGGUCGUCAACAACUACACCGGUGACUGUCUGCACUUCGGUCUCGCCGCCGAGAAGGCCCGCGCCGCAAUGGCAUACUCGGGCAAGAAGGGCGGUGGCGUCGAAGCCGUUAUUGUGGCUGACGACGUUGCCGUGGGCCGAAAGCGCGGCGGCCUGGUCGGCCGACGUGGUCUGGCCGGCAACAUCUUCACCUGCAAGAUCCUCGGCGCUGCUUCGGACAAGGGCAUGGAGGUGAAGCGCAUCGCCGACCUUGGCCGAAACCUCAUGGACAACAUGGUGUCCAUCGGCACUUCGCUGGACCACUGCCACGUUCCCGGCCGUCCCAAGGGCGCCGAGGAGCGUGGUGCGCUUGCCGAAGAGGCCGCCGAGCUCGGCAUGGGUAUCCACAACGAGCCCGGAUUCAAGCACAUGGACAAGAAGCCCGAGCCCGAGGCUCUGAUUGGCGAGAUGCUCGACCUGCUGCUCAACCCUGACGACGAGGACCGCGCCUACACGCCGUUCGACAAGGAUGACGCGCCCGUGCUGUUCGUCAACAACCUCGGCGGUAUGAGCCAGCUCGAGAUGAACGCCAUUGUGGACCUCACCAUCGAGCUGCUCGAGAGCAAGUGGAGCCUGCACCCUUGCCGCGUGCUGUGCGGUCCGUACAUGACCUCGCUCAACGCGCCUGGCUUUGGCAUCUCGCUCAUCAACCAGAAGCGCUUCCAGAAGAAUACGGGCGAGGACCUGCUCGAGCUGCUCGACUAUCCGACCACCGCCUACUCGUGGCUCGGCGUGCAGUCGGGCUGGGGCUCUGCUCAGGGCCACCCGCGCGACCGCAAGGCCGAGGAGAAGGAGGCGGCCGACCACCUUCAGUCCGUGCGCAAGGCAGGUGGCUCGGUCAGCGGUCUCGCCGACCCGGGCGCCGCCUCGAAUGGCCCCGUCAACCCUGACCAGGAGCUGGUGAAGAAGGCCAUCCUGUCGGCAUGCGCCGCUACGGUCGAGAUCGAGCCCACGCUCACCCGUUACGACACCAUCGUCGGUGACGGCGACUGCGGAGAGACGCUCGCCCAGGCGGGUAAUGAGGUGAAGAAGGCUCUCGAAAAGGGCGAGAUCCCCCUCGACAACGCCGCAGGCACUCUCAUUGCCAUCGGCGAGGUGCUCGAGUACGCCAUGGGCGGCACCUCGGGUGCAAUCUAUGCGCUCUUCUUUGCUGGCCUCGUCCAGUCGCUCCUCUCGCAGCCCUCGGGCACGCAGGCGGAUGCCAAGGUGUGGGGCAAGGCUGCCCUCGACGCGCUCGAGAACUUGGGCCGCUACACGCCCGCGCGCCCCGGCGACCGUACGCUGGUCGAUGCUCUCGACCCCUUCUGCCGCGCGCUCGGCGCUGGCAAGUCGCUCACUGAGGCCGUCGACGCCUCCAAGGUGGGCGCCGAGAAGACGCAGGCCAUGACUCCUCGUCUCGGCCGUGCCACCUACGUCGGCUCCAAGGACCAGGGUGAGAUGCCCCCUGACCCGGGUGCGUGGGGUAUCUGGGCCCUCACCGACGGCCUCCGCAAGGGCCUCGGUCAGUAA